This is a messenger RNA of Linum tenue, 492 nucleotides long. NCBI's taxonomy places the organism in Eukaryota, Viridiplantae, Streptophyta, Magnoliopsida, Malpighiales, Linaceae. The record is from the annotation of a GenBank genome assembly.
CUCUCUCUCAUGUCCCUCUCUUGCUCUCCUUCUUCCACCUGGUUUCACCACCCAAAAACCACCAUCCCCAUUCCCAGAAACAAGGAGCAGAGAGAUAAAAAAAGGAUAUCAAGGAAAGGAACAAGAAGAAGAAGGAAACAAAGGGGGUGUCAAUUUUCGUCCUGCAGCAAGACAGCCUGUGAGAAGGACGAUUUCGGACACUCGAGCCGCUGGAUCGUGCUGAGAUUUGUAGGUUGUGUUAUAUACUUUUUUUUCUACGAUUGGACCGUUGGGAUCAUCGUUAUGAUCUCUGGUUCAUUGAAGAAUGCCGCUGGACAGAAAGGGUGCGACACUGUUUACCUGUAGCAGGACAACAUAUUAGAGGUAAGGAGCAAGCUGAGGGCUCAUCCAAAGGCAAGGGCAUAGCCGACUGUAGACAAAAUUGUAACUGGAGUACCGCCGGAAAAAACCCAGUCUGGUACGAACAGGAGUGCACAAGGCACGAAACAGGAG